AUAAUCACAUUCGUUUCCGCGAAAGGCCCAUUCUUCUAAAUUCCUCAUGCUCCGCGGCAGUGUAUCAGCUGUUCGAUGACAGUUUGCCAACCGUAGGAGGUGGUAGAAGUCGCAGCAGCGCUGCGAAAAUAGUGAGAGCGGGGUUUGUUGUUGUGGGAUGUGACAGCAAUAUGGCUAUCUGGUGAUUAACAAUCGAACGGACGGACAAAGGAGCAGCGCAGUUCUUAUGAUAAUCGACGAUUCUGCUCUCCUCCUUGACGCAUCAUUGUUCCGUUGUUUCGUACGUGGCUAGCUAGACGGGACGGGACAGGAUGCUGGAGCUCGAGGUGGUGCCUGAAAGGUCCCUCGGAUGCGAGCAAUGGGAAUUUAUUUUGGGUAUGCACUUUUCUCAGUCAGUAUCGAUAAUACAGUCUCAAGUCGGUGUUAUAAGAGGAGUACAAGUACUUUAUAGCGAUACUAAUCCGUUAGACGUAGAUCUAGUAAUAAAUUUACCUCACGACGGCAUUCGGCUUAUAUUCGAUCCUGUUGUACAAAGGCUUAAAAUAAUUGAGAUUUAUAACAUGAAGUUAGUAAAAUUGAAAUAUUGCGGCUUGCCAUUCAAUUCGCCGGAAGUGUUACCUUCGAUCGAGCAGAUAGAACAUUCAUUUGGUGCGACUCACCCGGGUGUUUAUGAUAGUGAAAAGCAGGUGUUUGUAUUGAAUUUUCGAGGACUAUCAUUUUAUUUUCCGAUCGAUUCAAAAUUCCAUCCUGGUUACGCCCACGGAUUAGGCUCAUUACAGUUUCCUAAUGGAACUUCUCCUUUGGUUGCAAAAACGGCAAUUUACGUUGGAAAUAUUCUAGCCAGUGGUAGCGGCGAAGAACAUGGUUCCAAGACAUCGCCGCCACCUUUACCACUUGUUUGUUACCAUAAUAACUUAUACUUGGAGAAAGCUGAUAUUAUUCGAGACAAAGCACGUACUCGAGGACUCAAAUUACAUCUUUUCACGGAAGGUAGUUCUGGAACAAGAGCAUUGCUAGAACCGAAGAAGCGAUGUCUGACCAAAGAGGUAUUGUUCGGUGAUACAUGUGAGGAUGUUUUGAGUGCGCUUGGUGCCCCAUCUAGAGUAUUCUACAAAGCUGAGGAUAAGAUGCGUAUUCAUAGUCCACACGCGCACAAACGAGACAAAACAAGGCGGUCAGACUUUUUCUAUAAUUAUUUUACUUUAGGUUUGGAUAUCUUAUUCAAUGCUAAAACUCAAUGUAUAAAAAAAUUCGUACUUCACACGAAUUAUCCAGGACAUUAUAACUUUAAUAUGUAUCACCGCUGCGAAUUUUCUCUGACUCUGCCUCCUGAAAAUAAUUCCACGGAAUCGGGAAAAUUGAUUGAUGUUUCCCCAUCUCCUGUUACAAUCACUGCCUAUACAAAAUGGGAUAGAGUGAGCGAGCAAUUGAAAGCAAGUGCGCGACCAGUAGUUCUGAAUCGAGCGUCUUCGACAAACACAACUAACCCAUUCGGCUGUACGUUUUGUUACGGCAUACGGGACGCGAUCGUCGAAGUUAUGGCGAAUCAACAUAUCGCAAGUGUAACUUUAUAUAGAACUGCGUGACGUUGAUAAUUCAUACUAUGUAAAGCAUUACGUAGCGUGAUUUAUGACGAACUGUCGAGGACAAGAAAUUACUUUAGCUAACUUAGGACAUCUUAAGUUUGCCGAUUAAAAGCGACGGGAUGUGACCAGAUCGAGGUAGAACACUCUAUCAGGAAGCUUUUUUAAUAUGUAAUCAAUUAUUUUAGAAUACAAAGGAUGAUAAAUAAGUGUUACGUAAAGUGUGAAUAUUAAGACGAUUAAACGGUGACCAUAUAAGAUAUGUAUAAAAUCCAGGGCAAAAAAUACAUGGAAAGUAAAAAAAAUAUAUCAAUGUGAGGACUUAUGUGAUUACAUACAUAUAUGUAUGUUAUUUAUUAUUUCUCUUUAAGCCUUGUCUCGCAGCUAUGGAUACUUGGAUCAAUUUCAAGUUGAGUUUAUCUUAACAAGUUCGGUAGUUAUCCUUUUUUUAACGUCUUAAUUUUUCACAUUAAUCUUUACGCAACGUUAGAACUAGCUGAAAGACAUACAGCAAUCAUUGUAACGCAACAAUACGCUGCUCUAUUCUUAAGAAUAUUGUCUUUUUUUCUACAUGUAGAAUUAUAAAAGGCAUAAUUACUAUAUUCUAUAAGUUAACAUAUCUGUACAAAUAAUAGUAUGUAAGUUCAAUAAUUAUAAGAAAUAUGCGAACGAAAAUUAUGAUACUAAAACUUUGGUAGAUUCUGAAGGUUUUUCGACAAGACACUGGCCGGUAUUCAUAGUUCGCUCUUAUCACACAAGAUCGUCUUAAAUAUUUUGAGGCAUUAAUACGGUUCUGUGAUUGGUUUUAUCAUCUUAAGACUGUACUUAAGACAAUCUUAAAUAUAAGAAACCACUAUAAAUACCGGUCAUUAUAGUGGCUUUUCGUACACAAUAAACGUACAAUAAAAACCACUAUAUAGUGAUCAUUAGUAGCAAAGAUUAAAUAGAAGAGUAAAAUUAAAAAUCUUAUACAUUCAAUACAAUUUUUAUUUAGUUUUAACGAUUAAUUCCUUUAUGUCUCCAUGUCUUAUUAUUUUUGUUAAGAAAACAUUGACUCUAGCAUUCAAAGAAUCUGUAGCUGGAAGAAAGGCGAUAUUAUUUUAAGAUACGUUAAAUUUGUCAUGAUUAAGAAACUAAUAUAUAUAUAUUGUCAAUAUAUAUUAUUAUAUUAUGAAAAAAGAUGGAAAUACUAAUAAUUUCAUCUAACAGUAAUAUCUAGUUACUUUUAUUUGGAACAUUACAGCGUAAUGUCUAAUUUAAAUUUAUCAUCUUUUGCCAUAAUUAUACAGAUAAUAACAAUUAAUAAGGCAGACAAAUUAUAAUGGAAAUUAUUAAUAUCCGCAAAAAGUAUUUUAACUCGACAAUUCUGGAAAGCAGAAAAAAACGACGAAAAUAUUAUAAAUUUUUAUAGGCGAUAUAAUCUUUUUAAUCAAUUAUAAGGACUGUUAUUAAUAAUCUUGACAUAUAAUAUUAUCCUUUAGAUGAAGUAAGAAAGUAACUCUCUCAAAUUUCGUAUAAAUGGUAAAUUUUUUAACAUGGGUGUGAAGAAAAAAAUGCGUGAAAUUGGUGGUGGAAACCAAAAUUAUGUAUACCCUGAUUAUCGUGUUCUCAUUAUAAGAUUAUGGAUUCUCACCCAGCACAAAUGUCGUCUGAGUGACGAGAAAAUUAGAAGUUACAACAUUGUGUAACAUAAUAAAAAUAUUUGUUGUAUCCA
Molecule: messenger RNA, 3297 nt
Organism: Acromyrmex echinatior (Panamanian leafcutter ant)
Lineage: Eukaryota; Metazoa; Arthropoda; Insecta; Hymenoptera; Formicidae
Product: PHAF1 protein CG7083
Biological process (GO): Golgi to plasma membrane protein transport
Cellular component (GO): trans-Golgi network
Source: RefSeq, a predicted model, not a curated record